UGGGUCUAACUCUAAGCUCAUAAGCAUUAAAAGGGAACCGGCAUUCCAGAGCUCCGGUUCACUGAUAAGUCGUACUAAAUAUACAUACAUAUAGAGUAUAUAGUACACAUAUCCAUAAAUAUAUAUAUAAACAGUCGAAAACUGGCUUCACUGCUUGAGCUUUCGGUAUCAAAUUUUGAAUUCUUGUCUGGACUCUUUAAAAUACGCGACUUGCAAUUAUUAUACAUUAAAUAAAGUGAAUAGCUUUUUUUAUAUAAAGUAAAUCGCAAAGUUUCACACAAGUUCACAUGCAAGGUGAAUUAUUGUAAUCCAAGCUGAGCUUGGAGAGAAACAGUGAGAGAGACGUGAUUUGAGAUUCUAUAGCUCGACUUCGGCAGCUUAUCGAGAACUUUGCUAAAAACACAGCUUCGAUUUCUCGCAACGGAAACGGCACGCGAUAAAAAUUACAAUUUGCAGCUGUGGGAUAAGUUUCAAUUGAAGAUUCAGUUUGAAAGGGUAAGAUGAAGUGUUUGGAGCUAAUGUUCGUCGCGCUGCUAAGCUUCAGAUGGCAGCCGGUGUUGUCCAAAAGUUAUUCCGUCGAGCACACGGAUCUGCUCGAGCUCAGCGACAACGAUGAGUUCCUGUGGGGCGCCGCAGAGAAUGAGCAACAUGUACAGGCCAAUAAUAACAGUGAUGGUGACAACGUAUCCAGUUUUCUAUCACGUCAUCGUUUGACCAAGCGACAGGCACCAGCUCAAAGUGGCUCCGCUCUGCUGGAAAACAAGGACUAUGGCGCAUGUCGCACGUCGCUUGGCGUAGCCGGACGUUGUCGCCAUAUCAUUUACUGCCGCAUGCCGGAGCUGAAGAGUGAUGUGUGGCGUUUGGUUUCCCAGCUAUGCAUCAUUGAGAAAAGUUCAAUUGGCAUUUGCUGCACGGAACAGUCGACAGCGUCACGCUUCAGUCCACAGUUUGUGAGCGCCAAUGAGGAAUCCCCGCGCAUUGUCAAUCAGCCGGAGAAACGUGGUUGUGGCAUUACAACACGUCAAUUUCCCAAGAUCACUGGUGGACGUCCAGCGGAGUCGGAUGAAUGGCCCUGGAUGGCGGCGGUGCUGCUUGAGGGUACUGAAUAUGUGUGGUGUGGCGGUGUGCUCAUCACAGAUCGCCAUGUGCUAACGGCGGCUCACUGCCUGCACAAGAUCCCCAAGGAGAAGAUAUUUGUGCGACUGGGCGAGUACAAUACGCACGAAUUGAAUGAGACGCGCUUACGCGAUUUCCGCGUUGGUAACAUGGUCCUGCACGUGGAUUAUGAUUCAGUAACAUAUGAGAAUGACAUUGCCAUCAUACGGAUUGAGCGACCGACGUUGUUUAAUAGCUACAUAUGGCCCAUAUGCAUGCCACCGCUGAAUGAAGACUGGACAGGACGCAUGGGCAUUGUCAUGGGCUGGGGCACAAUCAAUUUCAGUGGUCCGCACUCCAAGAUACUCAUGGAAGUAAAUUUACCGGUGUGGAAGCAAUCGGAUUGCCAGGCUGCUUUUGUGGAUCGCAUACCGGACACGACCAUGUGCGCUGGUGCCCCGGAAGGCGGCAAGGAUAGCUGCCAGGGUGAUAGCGGUGGUCCGUUGGUCGUACAGUUGCCCAAUCAGCGCUGGGUCACCAUUGGCAUUGUCUCCUGGGGCUGGCGAUGCGGCGAACCGAAUCGUCCAGGCAUAUACACGCGCGUGGACCGCUUUCUGGAGUGGGUCGUUGCCAAUGCGGACAUAUAAGAUGCAGAUAUAUUACCAUAUACAUUUAAUUUACCUGGCAUUAGCUAACCAAAUGCUUUGCUCUAAAUACAUAUAGCUAUUUAGAUACUAAUAAACAGAUUAACAUAGGUCA
This is a messenger RNA of Drosophila grimshawi, 1854 nucleotides long. Its product is annotated as venom protease. Gene Ontology annotation, molecular function: serine-type endopeptidase activity. The transcript is spliced from 6 exons. NCBI's taxonomy places the organism in Eukaryota, Metazoa, Arthropoda, Insecta, Diptera, Drosophilidae. The coding region runs from base 501 to 1742 and encodes 413 amino acids. Gene Ontology annotation, biological process: proteolysis. The record is from RefSeq and is a predicted model, not a curated record.